Angiostrongylus costaricensis is the source of this 654-nucleotide messenger RNA. The record is from the annotation of a GenBank genome assembly. NCBI's taxonomy places the organism in Eukaryota, Metazoa, Nematoda, Chromadorea, Rhabditida, Metastrongylidae.
AUGGCGCUAAUCUCGGUUCGCUGCGGAGACCGGACGAAGUCCGAACACUCACCAUACGCUGUCCUCAUUUUUCCACGAAGAGAAGCAGCCCACCGGCAGGAUUGUUCCAGUCGUCUUUUUCAGGGUCUUCAAAAGCUUUACUCGUUAAUAAUUAGAAAUGCGAAAUUGUCGACAAUACCGGACGACUUGUUCGCUUAUACUCCAAAUCUGAUGACUUUGGACCUCACUGGUAAUGAGCUGCAAAUAGAGCCUUAUUCUCUGCAGUCACUUCGAAAUCUGAUCCAUCUGGAUUUGAGCAACAACUCGAUUGGUUUCCUUACAAACACACUAAUUUCUCUAACAAAUUUGAAGGUGCUAACAUUGGACCACAAUAGACUAACAAAUGUGGAUUUUCGUAGGUUACCUCAGGAGUUAACUGAUCUCUCACUUCGACACAACUUCAUAAACCAUAUUCAUUAUGUGGCCGAGAGUACUAGAAAUCUCCGCCGAAUUGAUCUUUCCGGUAACCAACUGGGUUUUCUUGCCGGCUAUGGUGCGGUGAACGUGCUUCCACCGUCUCUUAAACAAGUCGACCUUUCCAAUAAUCGAAUCGCUUUCGUACACGAAAACGCACUUGCGCACAUGAAAACGUUGGCAGUCCUUGAUCUGAGGUAA